Molecule: messenger RNA, 3874 nt
Organism: Malaclemys terrapin pileata
Lineage: Eukaryota; Metazoa; Chordata; Testudines; Emydidae
Product: mast cell protease 3-like
Exons: 6
Coding region: 29-874 (281 amino acids)
Biological process (GO): proteolysis
Cellular component (GO): cytoplasm; intracellular membrane-bounded organelle
Molecular function (GO): serine-type endopeptidase activity
Source: RefSeq, a predicted model, not a curated record
CGUCUCCUUCCCCAGACUCCCUCUGAGGAUGCUGCUGCUGCUGUUCCCCAUGGCCUUUUUCUUGCCCCCUGGGGCUCAGGCUGGGGAGAUCAUUGGGGGACAGGAAGCCCGGCCUCACUCCAGACCCUACAUGGCCUUUGUGAAAAUAGAGAGAGAAGGAAAAGGAGGAAGCAUGUGUGGAGGGUUCCUGAUCAGGGAGGACGUGGUGGUGACGGCAGCUCAUUGUAACUGCAACCUGGGUAACAUCUCUGUGCUGCUGGGGGCCCACAACUUUGCAAUAGAUGAACUGGGGAGGCAGAAGAUUUCGGUACGUCGCCGAAUCCCCCACCCUGAAUUCAAUGACGAGACAUUUGAAAAUGACAUCAUGCUGCUGCAGGCUGGCCAGAAGGACUGCAGCCCUGCUGGGCAGGUGGAGCCCAGGCCACAGUGGGUGGGCCAGACAGAAGACCUCAGCCCCGGCACGCUGAGGAAUAAGGCCAAGAUGACCCAGACUGUGGGCACCAUCUCCCUGUCCCAGGAGACGGUGAAGAAGGGGACAGUGUGCAGCGUGGCUGGCUGGGGCCAGACCAGUAUGAAGACAAAUGCCCAGCCCUCGCGAACCCUGCAAGAAGUGGAACUGAUGGUCAUGGGGAAAUGUAUGUGUCUGUCUCGGCCCUAUCUGCACUAUGUCCCGUCCAGAAUGCUGUGCGUGGGGGACCCCCAGGAGAGAAAGGCACCAUUCCUGGGUGACUCCGGGGGCCCGCUUGUCUGUAAUGGGAAGGCUACUGGUAUUGUCUCCCAUGGCACUGGUGACGGGUCAACUCCCAGUGUGUUUACCAAGCUCUCCAAAUACGUAUGCUGGAUCAAGAAAACUCUGCGCAAGCUGAAGCCUUAGAGGGGAGUGUCCCUCUCUAGUGUGAGUGGAGAGAUAGAUGGGUAUUGCAGAGCGAUGGCUGGCUGGCUGCCUAUUGCAGAUGGAUGGAUGGAUGGAUAGAUGUGUAGCCAAUGAUUUUAGUUUUUUGCUCAUUUCUUGUGUGAUGUUAUGAUUAAUUAACGUGUUAUGCCGUACAUAAUCUUUCUAUGCUCAGUAGAGUUAAGUUGUAGCAUUAUAGAAGUAUAAGAUUGAUCAGUCGUCGAAGUGAUAAUUAGGUAUUAGGUAUCUAAAUAAGGAGGUCUCAAACGCAAGGCCUACAUGCUGAGGCCUGUAAGAUUUUAGCUUAGCCAUAUUAGGCCAUAGGCUUAAGCAAUGCUUGACAUCAGUAAGUGACCAAAGAAUGACCCUAUGCCCCAAGAUAAUGGGAAAAGAUGUACCCAUGGGGGAUAUUGUAAAAAUUAACAGUAAGAGUAGUUUUUGCUUAUAAAAUAUCCAAUAGUCGGAUCUUUCUACCGCAUGUCCUAACCGCAAGGUGUACUAUGUGUGGAAAUGCUAAUGAGGAAUAGUUGGAAUCGCGUUAUAAAAAGAGGGUGCCCAGAUUAGGAAAACUGAGCUCCCUAUUGGAUACCCCAGCAGGAGCCACCCCUCCAUUGAUGCCGGCAGCUAGAGGACAGGGAGUGAAAUUAACAAGCAAACAUGGCGGAGAUGAAGGCGCCAACAGAGCUGAGAUACUACAGCAAUGGGUAACACAGUCAGGGGAUGGGUGGAGGGAAGGAGGGGAUAGGUGGGGAAGGAGGGAAUGAUGGAGACUUGCAUAUAUGUAGGGAGAGCAGGAGGGAUAGAAGGCAGGAUGGAUAGAUAGAAGGGGUGAAUGGACAUGGAGGAUGUAGGAGAAACAGAGAUCUAGAAUCAUAGAAUAUCAGGGUUAGAAGGGACCUCAGGAGGUCAUCUAGUCCAACCCCCUGCUCAAAGCAGAACCAAUCCCCAACUAAAUCCUGAGACACACUGCUAUAAGAGGCCUGGAGUAAAGUCUAAGGCCUGAAAUAAAAUCAGACUCUGCUGAUACAAAGUAAAUUUAGCAAGAUUCAGGCUACAAGCAAAAGGGAAGCCCUGUGACUAAGCAGAUGCCUGCUUCAGGAUCACUAUCGGAUACAUGAACUUGCCAAGGACAGGGCUGGCUUGGCAAAAACACAAGCACACCUAGGCAAUAAGUAUUCACACAAACACAUUCCAGAAGGAUCGUGCCUGAACACCCCAAUAAAAGUUAAACACUGUGAUGGGUUCCCUCAUCAGGACCCGCUUGGGACUGUCACUUGAUGCGCUGAGAUAUCACUGAGUCUAACUUUUCUCCCAGGCUGGGCACCCCUUGUCUCUGUCUUGCUGAGCCAGACACUCCAGGCCUCCUCCAGCACAGACACAGAGACUGGGCCACACCCCUCUGCAGAAUACAGAUACUAAGUUUAGCUCAGCUCUGGGAAGGUUCAGUUAAUAGGGACUUUUCUCAGCACCCAAUUGUACAGCCCCAAUGGGCCCUGCACCCCAGAAAGAUCUGCCUUACACUGUAUAAAGUUUAAUACAGUCUAAGUUCGUAUUGUUCGCCCUCUUUUUCGAAGUAAGGAGAGAUAUACACAGACUGUUUUGCCCUCCAGGUAGCAAUUACUUACACUGGGUUUAUUAAUAAACAGAAGUGAUUUUAUUAAGUAUAAAAGAGAGGAUUUAAGUGGUCAUAAGAGAUAACACAGAACAAAGUAAGUUACUAAGCAAAAUAAAACAAACACGUGAGGCUAAGCUUAACACACUAAGAAACUCGUUACAUGUAAUAUCUCAGCCUCCAAGAUGUUCCAAUAAGCUUCUUUCACAGACUAGAGUCACUUCUAACCCAGGUCCAAUCCUUCCUCCUGUUCAGUCUCUCUUAGUUCCAGCAGACAUCUUAAGUGAUAAGCAGGGGCAUCUUCAUGACUGGCCGCCUUCUUGUUAGGUUUCCCUCCCUUAUACAGCUUUUGCAGAAGGUGGGAAUUCUUUGUUUGAGUUUAAACCUUUUCCAUGUCUCUGGUGGCAAAAUACCACAUCCAAGAUGGAUUCCAGCAUCAGGCGACACAGACAGAGGUCUUUGCAGCCCCCCCCCCCCCCGGCCCCUUCUUACAGGCAUUCCAUAGACGUACAGGAAAACAAAACCAUCCACAGCCUAUUGUUUUGGUAAAUGGGGCAAUCAAGUUGCUAACGUACUAAUGACCCUCACCUAGUAUGACUACAUCAGUAACACAAGUUUAUACUUCAUAUUCCUAACUUUAAAUAUAAGAAUGAUACAUGCAUACAAAUAGGAUGAACACAGUCAGUAGAUUUCAGAGUAGCAGCCAUGUUAGUCUGUAUCCGCAAAAAGAACAGGAGUACUUGUGGCACCUUAGAGACUAACAAAUUUAUUUGAGCAUAAGCUUUUAUGUUCUCUGUAUGUGUAUACAUAUCUCCGUACUAUAUGUUCAAUUCUAUGCAUCUGAUGAAGUGGGCUGUAGCCCACGAAAGCUUAUGCUCAAAUAAAUUUGUUAGUCUCUAAGGUGCCACAAGUACUCCUGUUGUUUAUUCAGUAGAUUAUAACUUUUUCAAUAAUACCUUAUGUGGUGAAUGAGGUGGGAGGACACCAUUUCUCUGGACAUUCCAGCCAUUCAGCUAGCUAAAAUCUUUUCUCAGUAGUGUUAACUCUUUAACCUAACCCUAAUUGCCUUGCCUACAAGGGUUAAAACCAUAGACAGUGAAUCAGAGAGAGAUCCCAGGAAGAGAGGGACUCUAUCCCAGUCCCAGGAAUGCUUAGGGAAGCAGGAAGUGAGUUGGCAGGAGAGCCAAUGAAAACAGAGUGUGGGCUUUUGAAUUGGGAACAGCAGCCCUUCCUCUUUCCUAUUGGCUGGGGAAGCUGUGCUCUGUGGUUUUAAACCCUUUUUUUAGUUGCUCUAUAACACCUAGCAACCAAGCAAUGUUCUGCCAGACCUGUUUUCUUUUCGUUUAAUAAAAAUCACUCUUUUAAGAUCA